Sorghum bicolor (sorghum) is the source of this 1085-nucleotide messenger RNA. RefSeq lists its product as uncharacterized. Lineage: Eukaryota; Viridiplantae; Streptophyta; Magnoliopsida; Poales; Poaceae. The transcript has a single exon. Bases 168 to 860 code for a protein of 230 amino acids. The record is from RefSeq and is a predicted model, not a curated record.
AACCAAGGGCGUUAAGUGCUAAAAUGACAGAAACAUUCCAAUUCACGUCAACCUUUUCCCCUCCUCCACUUCCGGCCGCUCCUCUAUAAAACACAGGCUCCUUUUGGUCAACUCCUCUCCAUUCCAAACUCCAAACAAUUCAGCCCCCGUGUCCACCCAAACUUUUGAUGGGAUCAGGCCUCUCAAGCAGCCACCGGAGAAGCAGCGCGUCGCUUCACCAGCCGCCGGCGACGUCGCCGUCGCCGUCGUCGUCGCCGCCGGCGGCCCCUCCGGCGCUGGUCAUCGCGGCCGACGGCUCGCUGAGGGAGUUCACGCCCCCUGCAGUCUCCGUCUCCGACGCGCUCGCGCUCGCGCUCGUCGGCGCCGCCAAUGCCGACGGCCGCCGCAGCUUCUUCGUGUGCAGCGCCGACGCGCUCUACUUCGACGCCGACGUCCCGGCGCUCGGCGCCGACGAGCUGCUCCGCCCGGGGCAGAUGUACUUCGUCCUCCCCGCGCCGAUGCUCGGCAGGCCGCUCUCGGCCGCCGACAUGGCCGCGCUCGCCGUGCGCGCGAGCCAGGCGCUGGCUGCGGCUGCGGCUGCGACUGCGACAGCGGGCCCGCGUAGUGGUGGGCACGGACGACGACGCCCUCGCGGCCGCGGCGGGUUCGCGAAGACGCGCGUCGUGCCGGCGCAGGCGCACCACCACGCGCACGGCGGCGACGAAGGGGUCAACGAGAAGCUGAACCAGAGGACUCUUGGCGGCUUCGAGACGACGGCUUCACGUGGUCCGGCGAGCAACGCCAGGAAGUCCGCGGUGGCGGCGCGACCGGCUCCGCCUGUGAGGAGGGCGCUCAGCACCAUCGAAGAGGAUGCCGAGUGACGAAAAUUGGCUUUAAAGCGCGUUUAUUGGACGCGAGCAAAUGAUACAAUGCUGCACCAAGGCAUAAGCCUGAUUGAUAGGUUUAGUUUUUCAUUGGAUUUUUUUUUGUGCAGGAUGUUAAAGACUUAUAAUGAUAUUGAAAGGAUAUGAAAUUUUGUUAUUUGAUUGAUGGACGUUUGUGUAUUUACAAUAAUUACAAAAUUAAAUGAAAAUUUUGGUUGUUGA